This is a messenger RNA of Ilyonectria robusta, 1208 nucleotides long. RefSeq lists its product as uncharacterized. Lineage: Eukaryota; Fungi; Ascomycota; Sordariomycetes; Hypocreales; Nectriaceae. The record is from RefSeq and is a predicted model, not a curated record. The transcript has 2 exons. The coding region runs from base 1 to 1161 and encodes 386 amino acids.
AUGGAUCCGUUUAUUCACUUACCAGAAUAUCGAAUUGCUGUGUGCAAGAAAUGUCAUUUCGGCUCUUCCACCUCCAACAAUCGACCCAAUUCCCCUCCUCGCCCCCCCACAAACCGAGGACUUCGGUGCCGGAAAUGCCCUUACGUCGUCCGUCAGGUUCAGAGUAUCCAGGCACAUUGCUCAGAAAAGCAUGGGUGGCAGAAUCCUAGGAAUAAAGGAAGACCAACAGAUAACAACUCUGGCCGCAACCUUGGGGCUAUCCCCGAGCUGCCGUGGGUGCAGGGUGUACAAUGCCAGCGGUUCUUUCCCACUAGGGCGGGCAGCAGUUGGUUCGAAGUAGGCCGGGGGAAUACUAGCAAGAAGACAGCGCCGGCAGUAGGACCCUCGCCCUUGAUGGUUCAACCACCAGAACCUACAACUUUAACCCCCGAGGUGUACACUCACUUGAACGACGUGCUAUUGCGGGAUCAGAAACAUCUCGAGAAAGAAAACCAGCCACGUGUCUGCAGCAAAGUACUGGGAGAAGACACAUUUGCAGCCACAAGCGUCUGGAUGGACCGCACACAAUGGCCGGCUAUCUUCCAUGACUCCCGGCGAGACAUUCUGCGGGCCCUGACUCAGCUGCCCGAUCACCGCACUCUGACGGUGGACUAUGUCUUAGGUCAAGCGCCCAAUGAGGAAGAACCAGACGUUGUGAGCCCUUGGCAGGACGAGCAGAAGAUAGCAUGCAUUCUGAGUGCCUUGGAACACGUAUUAGAGCGGUGCGAAACGACAGCCCGUCAUACAAGCCGUACCCUCUUAUGUUGGCUGCGCAGUCCUAAGCUUGAGACUUGCGGCCAGAACCCAUUUACUCUUCCAGCUGAAAGGAGUAGCCGGCAGAGGUAUUGGAAAUUAUGGAAACGAUUCAUAGCCUUUGUUAUUCGAGGCUAUCGAAUGCCCACCUGGAUCCGGGAAUCCGAAACCAAAAUAAGGCUCGAUGAGGAGCAUUCAAGACAACUGCAGAAUAACGAAGGCCAGUCGCAUCGCAACAAUCUCCUAUUAAUUCAUUUGACGACCUGUACCUCCAGCCGAGAGAUGAAAGAGGCGUGGCGGGUUCUUGCAUUGUGCAAUUCGAUGCUACAGAGUCGUGCUGUGUCUUUUUUAUACGUACGGUUUAACUGAAGUGCCUGUGACCUCAUCUAGUGAAGCCGGCGGUGGCGUCGUCUUUG